Messenger RNA from Linum trigynum, 2577 nucleotides. The record is from the annotation of a GenBank genome assembly. NCBI's taxonomy places the organism in Eukaryota, Viridiplantae, Streptophyta, Magnoliopsida, Malpighiales, Linaceae.
CUUGGUGACUACCAUACUGCUGGAAUUCCAUGAUUCACCCUUCAGCGGCCAUUCCGGGGUGGAGCGCACUCUUCGCCGGGUUCGAGCUCAGUUCUACUGGCCAUAGAUGGGGAAGGAUGUGAGAAGUUAUGUGGAUUCCUGUGACACUUGCCAGAGGGUCAAGGCUUCACAACUUCGUCCGGCGGGGUUGCUACAGCCAUUACCGAUUCCGGAACAGGUCUGGGAGGAUAUCAGCAUGGACUUCAUUGUUGGUCUCCCACCGUUAGGAGGAAAGACCGUCUUGUUCGUAGUAGUCGACAGGCUCACCAAAUAUGCUCACUUCAUGGCUUUAGCGCACCCGUACACGGCAAAGGCGGUGGCAGAGCAGUUUGUGCUGGGCGUGGUGAGACACCACGGGUUCCAGAGGUCGAUAGUAAAUGAUCGGGACUCCGUUUUUCUGAGUCGCUUCUGGCAGGAGGUAUUUUCCAUGGCUAGGACCACAUUGCGGAUGAGGUCCGCUUAUCAUCCUCAGACGGACGGUCAAACUGAGGUGAUUAAUCGACACUUGGAGCAGUACCUUCGUUGCUUUGCACAUCAACAUCCGAAGAACUGGUUGGCCAUGGUUCUGUGGGCAGUUAUGGUAUAAUACCACCUAUCACCGAGCCAUCAAGAUGCCCCCAUUCGAGGCUAUGUACGGGCGCCCCCUCCUUCAUUGCUGCAUUACUGGAGCGGCACUAGUGCAGUGGAUGCGGUGGAUCGGUGAUUGGGAGCGCGUGAUGAAGCCUUGAAGCAGCUCAAGGCCAAUCUAGCAGCAGCUAAUAACAAAAUGAAGCAGUUGGCGGUAGGGGUGGGCAUUCGGUCGGUUCGGUUUCGACCGAACCAAAAUUAUGAAUACCGGGUCCCCGAAUUCUCUCAAACCUCAAACCAAAUUCGAACCGAAUUAUAAUUCGGUUUGGUUCGAUUUUUCACCCAAAACCAAAUUUGUGAAGCUACUUGUAUUUUCUCACUUUUAAAUUAUUUUUCACCCCUAAUAUAAACAAUAAAUAUCAAUUAUAUGCAUCAUCAAUGAUAAAAUCAAACUUUUCAACACAUAAGUCAUAAAACAUUUCAAAUAUUUAAGUCUAAAAACAACUACAAACAUAAAAAUCCACCAUUUGGAGCUUGCAAUUAUAGUAUUUCGGUUUUUCGGUCGGAAAUUCGGUUCGGUUGAAAGAACCCUGAUUUCCGAACUAUCCAUAUUUUCCUUCCGAAUUCCGAACCGAAUAGCAUUAAUUCGGUUUUGGUUCGGUUUAAUUCAGUUCAGUUCGGUUUUAUCGAACCGUUUGCCCACCCCUAGUUGGCGGACGCGGGAAGACGGGAGGAAGAGUUCGAGGUGGGAGAUUGGGUGUUGCUUUGCUUACACCCCUACCGCCAGGCUUCAGUCUUCCGGCGGGCCUAUCAGAAGCUGGCUGCGAAGUUCUUUGGGCCGUAUGAGGUGUUGGAGAAGGUUAAUUCGGUGGCGUACAGGUUGCAGAUUCCUGCAGGUGCUCGCAUUCACCCCACUUUUCAUGUGUCAUUACUGAAGAAGUAUAGGGGAACGGCGAACCAGGUGGAGACUACGGCCCAUCCUGUCACUACAGACGGAGACUUGGAGUUGAAGCCGUUGAGGGUGCUUGAGAUGAGGUGGACGAGAAGGGGGGGGUCGCAUUGUGGAGGAGAGCCUAGUAGAGUGGCAGCAUGUGGAGCCAGAAGACUCGACAUGGGAAGAGACUUCCCUGCUGAAGCAGCAAGGUCGAUUCUGAAGGGAGAGGGGAUGAUAGAAAUCUGCCCGCGGGUUAGGGAGGCCGGCCUAUUGGCCCGGGUUGUUGUUUAUUUCGAUACCCAUAUAUAAGAGUUCAGAACAGUAUUUUUGAGAUUAAGCAAUAAGAAAGAAUCAACUCCCUAAUCUUCUCUCCUCACAAUUCUUCCCCAAUUCUUCUAAAUCCCUAAUUCCCUUUCUUCUUCAAUUCCCAACUCUCUUUUCUCAACUACAGGUUUCUAUCAUCUGGUAUCAGAGCCCGGUUCUGAUAAUAGCAAGAAUUAAACCUAAAACCUAAGACUCCUCUCUCUCUCCCCCCAAUUCCCUCUGCCGACCUCCCUCUCUCUUUCCCCAAGGCUGCCGAGCAGCCAACUUCUUCUUCCUCCCCUCAACUGUUGCGCCAGCAGCACCCUUUUCCCCUCCCUCCCUUCAAUUCCAAUUCCCAAUUUCCACUUCCCUUUACCCAAAUCAACCAUAAUCACCACCUUGGUGAUUCCAUUCCUCUCACCAAUCCCUUAAUCCGAUAGAACCUAAUUUUAGGUUUCUAUCAAAAAGGCCAUACUUUUUGGGGCGGGCAAUGAUGGGCUUAUGAAUCGAGAGAAAGAUCAAAAGAAGGAAGGCCAGAAGGAUACGAAUCGACCCAUGUAAGGACCAACUAGCCAUCAUGUGGUUAGGAUGAAACCCAUGCACAUUAUAGGCUUCUGCUGCUUGCUUAGGAAGUGCUUCGGUUAGCGAUUGAUUUGUUCUAUUCAUUGACUGUAGCUGGUACCAUUAGCUCGUUAGGAUUUGAUCGUUUUGAAAAAUACAGGAAAUCUUCUCUC